Messenger RNA from Acinonyx jubatus (cheetah), 5339 nucleotides. RefSeq names its product serine palmitoyltransferase long chain base subunit 3 (gene SPTLC3). The transcript is spliced from 12 exons. Bases 325 to 1983 code for a protein of 552 amino acids. Lineage: Eukaryota; Metazoa; Chordata; Mammalia; Carnivora; Felidae. Gene Ontology annotation, molecular function: pyridoxal phosphate binding; serine C-palmitoyltransferase activity. Gene Ontology annotation, cellular component: serine palmitoyltransferase complex. The record is from RefSeq and is a predicted model, not a curated record. Gene Ontology annotation, biological process: sphingosine biosynthetic process; ceramide biosynthetic process.
UGCCUCUGGGUUUUGCAGUUUCCAGAUUUCCUCAGCCCCCCCAGGAGCCAGCAUGGACAAUCUCCUUUCUAGUUUCAAAAGCAGGUUUGUUGUCCUGAAGGUCACAUUCUGAGCUGAGGAGUGUAAAGGUAACCAAUUGUUUUUUGUUUCAAAGAUCUGCCCCAAAGAUAGGCUGUUGCUCUUCUUCUGGAAAGCCUGAUCGGUAGGAUUCCUUCAGGGACUCAGCCCAAAGUGCUUCCUCUCUCAUUCCCUCACCAACUUCAAAACUAAAGCUUGCCUAGAACCUCUGGACGAAAACCGGCUGGAUUCCAUCAUUUCACACAAAUGGCUAAUCCUGGAGGUGGUGCUGUCUGCAAUGGGAAUCUGCACAAUCACAGGAAACAGAGCGACAGCCUGCAAAGUGGAAACUGCACGAAAAAUGGAAUAGUGAAAGAAGCCCAGCAAAAUGGGAAACCACAUUUUUACGAUAAGCCAAUUGUUGAAUCCUUUGAGGAAGCACCUCUUCAUGUUAUGGUUUUCACUUACUUGGGAUAUGGACUUGGAACCCUAUUUGGCUAUUUCAGAGACUUUCUGAGGAACUGCGGAAUAGAAAAGUGCAAUGCAGCCGUAGAACGAGAAGAACAAAAAGAUUUUGUGCCACUUUAUCAAAACUUUGAGAACUUUUACACGCGGAACCUGUACAUGAGAAUCAGAGACAACUGGAACCGGCCCAUCUGCAGCGCCCCGUCGGCUCUGUUCGACGUGAUGGAGAGGGUGUCAGACGACUACAACUGGACAUUUCGGUUUACUGGAAGAAUCAUUAAAGAUGUGAUCAACAUGGGCUCAUAUAACUUCCUUGGCCUGGCUGCCAGUUAUGAUGAAUCUAUGAAGACGGUAAAGGAUGUUUUAGAGCAAUAUGGCUUAGGUGUGGCCAGCACCAGACAUGAAAUGGGAAGUUUGGAUAAACACAAAGAGUUGGAGAACCUUGUGGCUGAGUUCCUGAAUGUAGAAGCAGCUAUGGUCUUUGGGAUGGGAUUUGCAACUAACUCAAUGAAUAUCCCAGCACUAGUUGGAAAGGGAUGCCUCAUUUUAAGUGAUGAGUUAAACCAUGCAUCUCUCGUACUCGGGGCCCGACUCUCAGGUGCAACCAUAAGGAUCUUCAAACACAACAACAUGCAAAGCCUAGAGAAGCUCCUGAGAGAUGCUGUAAUCUAUGGCCAGCCUCGAAUCCGCAGAGCUUGGAAGAAGAUUCUCAUCCUAGUUGAGGGCAUCUACAGCAUGGAAGGUUCCAUCGUGAAUCUGCCCCAGAUCGUGGCUCUAAAGAAGAAAUACAAGGCUUACCUCUACAUAGACGAAGCUCACAGUAUUGGGUCCGUGGGCCCAACUGGCCGGGGUGUUGUAGAAUUCUUUGGACUGGACCCUCGAGAUGUUGAUGUGUUUAUGGGCACAUUCACCAAAAGCUUUGGAGCCUCAGGAGGUUACAUAGCUGGAAGGAAGGACCUUGUGGAUUAUUUACGAGUUCAUUCACAUAGUGCUGCUUAUGCUACAUCCAUGAGCCCACCAAUAGCAGAGCAAAUCAUCAGAUCAAUGAAAUUUAUCAUGGGACUGGAUGGAACCACACAAGGGCUUCAGAGAGUACGGCAACUUGCAAAAAAUACAAGAUACUUCAGACAGAGACUGAACGAAAUGGGAUUCAUUAUCUAUGGCAAUGAGGAAUCUCCCGUCGUUCCCCUGCUCCUUUACAUGCCUGCUAAAGUAGCGGCUUUUGCAAGGCAUCUAUUAAAUAGAAAAAUCGGGGUGGUGGUCGUUGGAUUUCCAGCUACUCCCCUCGCAGAAGCUCGGGCUCGGUUUUGUGUUUCAGCAGCACAUACCCGGGAGAUGCUAGACACAGUUUUGGAAAACCUGGAUGAAAUGGGUGAUCUCCUGCAACUGAAGUAUUCCCGGCACAAGAAGUCAGCGCGCCCUGAACUCUAUGAUGAGACAAGCUUUGAACUGGACGAUUAAGUCUCCUGGUCCCGAAUUGCACCUAAAGACUUUGCCAGAAAGACCUCCCUCCCUGCCUCAAAAGGAACAUAAAUGGAUUUCUCCCCCUUUCUAAGGACAAUUUUGGUUUCUGAACCAGCUGAAUUGAACUGAAGGAAAUGUCAUGUUUUUAAUGUCUCCAAUCUGGAACUGCAAAGACAAAAAUAUGGUUCCAGAUUUUAACUUUUCUCCUCAUCCAAGUAUCCUGCUACAAACACAUGCACACGCACACAUGCGCACACGUGCGCAUACACACACUCACACGUACACACACACACACACACACACUUCCUAGAACAUUUUUAAUGGCAAUGAGCCUGUGUUUUAGCUGCUACUGUGCAGCCUCUUUGGUCCAGACUCUUUCAGGCAUUCCAACCAAAUGAGAGGGUUUUGAUUUUUAAUUCAGUAGAUUCUCACUCCGUGUUUACUUAUUUCAUCUGCAGACAUGAGCAGAGGUGGUGGGCAGUAGCUGACCUCCUUGUUUCACCCAUGAAUGCCCCAGCUAGAACUCAUCUGUAUCAUGGGGAGCUCCAGGCAGGAGGGUAAAGAAAUAUUGCUUCUACCAUUUGCCACAUUUGGACUUUUUCCAAGGACAAGUGUCAAAAGCCAUAGUUAACGUUUGGAGGGAGAGAGCAGAAUCGGCCAACAGUGACUAAAGACGUCUUUGAAGGAAACUUUCCUUUUCCUCUCGCUGGUCUCCUACAGUUUUACAGCUGAGCUUUUGAGGUUUGGAAAAUCCAAGACUUUUGUUUCAUAAGGAAGGGGGCAGAAAGCAAACACAAGCCAAUUUUAGGCCUAGACUAAAACUGUAAUGUUAUAGCAACUGGAAGGUUGUCUGUGCCAUGUGGAGUGAAUGUUUAGCUUGCGAACAUAGCCCUUAUUACUUUAAGGAAUGAGUUGUCAUUUUCCUAUUAAAUUUUGAGUAAAUGGUGAGAUUCAAUUUCCUUUAGAGUUGACUCUCAAGACUAUACUUGAAUGUAUUGAUUCAAAAACAACAUUUAAAAGCAACUUCUAUUCAACUUUUUUAACACUGACACCCCCAUUCAGACCUAUUGAGUUCUUAACUGUCUGCUGGCACACGAACUCCAAUUCUGGUGUAAAGUAGGCUUAUACACUAUUGAGCAACUAAUUGUAAUUUACCUCCAUUCUCUCUCUGUCUCUUUCUCUCUGUCUCUGUUGUCUGUCUGUCUUUCUCUCUUUCUAAAUGUGAACACAAACUUAUCUGGAAUAGUACCCUUUUGCUAAUUGGAUCUAGUUGGUAUGGAAAAAGCCAGUGGAAAACCUUAUCUUUAACAAGCUCCCAGAUGGCUCCCAGAUUUGGAAACUCCAAAGAGCAAUGGUGACCUUUUAGCAAAGCUUCUGUAAUAGUUUGAAUGAGUUACAGAACAUUCCACUCCAUCAAAUGACAGUAUAAACAAAUCACUUCAAGAGAGGUUUGACUUGUGACACAGAUGGACCCAAGCUUUCAUGCUGUGCACCGAGAAAGAAACCCAGCCUGAAGCACCAGUGUUGGAUACAGCAAUAUGCCCUGAUGCUCACAACUUAUUAAAGGAUAAAGGUGAUCCGUGUAGAGAGCUUUUUAUGGGGAAAGUAUAACCCCUACUAGGUACAUCAGUUUAAAAGUGGAUCGCAAUGGUAAAGUUUCUCAUAAACAUUUGUUAGGAUCACUCUUAGCAAAAGAGGAGAGGGAGUGGUUCUGAAAAUGCAGUUGCCCCAUCCCAGGACUAAUAUUGAUAACUAAAUUCCAACUUUUCCCAAUGAAUUGGCAUAGGAUUACUUAUGCAAAGAAAAUAUAUGUAGUAUAAAUGUCCCCAAAAAAGGAAGACAUGUAGGUCUUCUCACUCGAGAAUGUGCAUUUAAGUGUGCCUGGGUGGCUCACUCAGUGAAGCACCGACUUCGACUCAGGUAAUGACCUUGUGGUUCAUGAGUUUGAGCCCCGAGUCAGGCUUUGCACUGCCGGUGUGGAGCCUGCUUGGUAUUCUCACUCUCUCCUCUCUCUCUGCUCCUCCCCUACUCAUGCCUUCUCUCUCUCUCAAAAUAAGUAAAACUAGAAAGAAGAAAGAAAGAAGAAAGAAAGAAAGAAAGAAAGAAAGAAAGAAAGAAAGAAAGAAAGAAAGAAAAUGUUCAUUGAAACAAAAUUGAUUCUAGUUAAUUAUCCAAAAUGCAUAAGUGUGUUCAGUCCUAUAGAGGGAACAAUAGACAAAGAGGCCAGUGAAACAUCUGGGCUUCACCUGAGGUACAGUAAGCAGUAAACAUCCCCUUGCAUUCUGGAUGUCCAUGACCUUCAUACACAUCUUCACACCCACGCUUUGAGUUUUAAGCUUAUAAAGGGAUGUCUUUGUGACCAGUGUGCCUUUUAUGGAAGAUCCGGAGUCUAAGUCGUGAUAGGAAAAUACUUACCCACCCGGCCUGGGGAGCAAGGCGGACAUUACUCCUACUCCUGUUUCAUCAAGAUCCUAGGGCAAUUUAUUACAUUCUCAAGUGCAAGAUUAAAAAAAAAAAAACACUCUCUGUCAGAGGGUCUACACUGAAUACACUUAUGAGGACAACUAAAUGCAAUGCACAUUAGGAGGGGCCCAGAUCCCAUAGGGCUGGUAAUAUAAGAGCACAUGUCAUAUAGAGUGAAGUUGGUUAAGAGGGUGAUUGUGAGAAUUUUUAAUUUUUAUAAGAAAAUAUCUGCUAGGUUAAUAAAAGCAUAAUUUCAAAUCAAUAGGGAUUAUUGAAUCUCAGUAACUAUACCACAGUCAAAAUGUCCCUUUGGCCAGUUCUGUUGAGAAAGAGAAUUUUCUAACAAAACUCUGUUUUGCACCCCAACCUUCCCAAAUGCAUACACACACACACACACACACACACACACACACACUUUCCCCUUCCUUUACAGAGCAAGCAAGAGUAUAAAGGUACAGAUGAGAAUCUGGCUUGCUGAUAGAUACAUAGAUAGAUGGAAGAUGUUCUAAAAAUGGCCUUUAGUGAAACAGUAGAUAAAGGAUGCAGACUGAUUUUGUAAGGGAAAUACAUUUGUGUAACGGAAAUGGCAUAGAUACAUUCCUAAUCUUAUUAUGGAACUGUAUUGUGGACGUUUGGCUACAUUGCCUUUCAGCAUGCUUUGGUUUGACAGACACCAUGGGCUUCAGAAUUUACUAGGAAGCUUGUUAAAAUGCAGAUCCCUGGGCCCCACACCAGACUUAACUUAAUUAGAAUAGCUGUUGGUGCUCAGGAAUUUACAUUUUAGCAAGUCUCCUCAGGGGAUUCUAAUCCAUGUCAUAAUUUGAGAACCAUUGUUGGAGUUCUUGUUUUGACUGAUCAGUUGUCUCUAAUUAAACAUAACAGAAACUUUG